AUAUAGUCAUCUCGCUCCCACGCACGGCCGCGGGCGAGAGUGCUUUGCCCUCAUUUAAGUGUGGUUAAGAGUGUACAGCAUGCGUCACGCUCACACGUCGCGAGUACAAUUUUUGUGUGGACGUCCAGUGUGUGGCUGCUGUGGGAAAAGCUGAAGAAAAUUGCAUUUUUUGCAUAAUGCGCGGCGUGAAAAGCUAACAAAAGUUGUGCUAAAUCAAAAUUCGAUAGUCUGGCCACGGUUUGUGCAUAAGAGCGGGCGGCGCGAAAGUGUUUGGUGCACAAAAACCACGUCUCGAAAAAGUCAAGAAUUCUACGUGCACACAUUUUUUGGGCUGCCAUAUAUAAAAAAAAGAAGAAAAACGCAUACAAACGCAUUUUCUUGCUGUAUAUGCGGUGGAGCACACACACACACACACAGAGGCAGACACGCAUACAAUUGCACUCACAAGAUAUACGAGCAUAAAGAAGAAUUUUUUCUUAGUUGUAUUACAAGAGCAUUAGAUACAUAUAUAAGUAUAUAAAUAUACAUAUAUACACGCCUAGGUGUGUACAUAACGGAUACAUACAUAUAAAAUUAAACGAAAGCUGUGCCUACAUUUGUGUUCUUUUCCAAUACUAAAAUAACAACAACAAACAAUAAUAAUAAUAAUAACCAUAAUAUAAUUAAAAUAAUGCAAGUCGAGCGAGAGACAGCGACAAGAUAACACACCCACUUGUCUGCUGCUAAUUCCAAUUUAUAUAAAAUAAGCCUACGCCACGCCCACGCGCAACUACAACAACAAAAGAAAAACAAAACAAAUGCAAAAUCAACCAAACGAAUAAAACUUUAAACUACUUUAAAGUGUGAUAAGCAAAAGGCUGAAAUCAAAAACAAAAAACAAAAUAAUUAGUAGAAAACCAAAAGCAAAGGCAACAACAAAAACAACCACAACAACAAAAACAAAAAAGAAAACCAACAAUCAAUUACAUUUUACACCAAAACACGAAAAGCAAACACGAGCCAACAUUUUUUACAUUAAUUAUUUUUCUUAAACCAAAACCUAACUUAGUGCAAAAACAUGUAUCCAGUUGGACAACAGUCACAGUGGACCCCCUCGCCCACUCGGCCUCAGAGUCCCUCUCAGGCGCAGACUAGCUUCGACACGCUCACAUCACCACCAGCGCCCGGCUCGUCGGUCAAUCCCACCGCCGUCACCAGUCCAAGUGCCCAGAAUGUGGCCGCUGGUGGAGCAACUGUGGCCGGUGCAGCAGCAACUGCCGCCCAAGUGGCCUCCGCCUUGGGAGCCACCACCGGCAGCGUGACGCCAGCAAUUGCCACCGCCACGCCAGCCACGCAGCCGGAUAUGCCCGUCUUUACGUGUCCACGACGUCCAAAUCUCGGACGUGAGGGUCGCCCGAUUGUGCUGCGCGCCAAUCACUUCCAGGUGACGAUGCCGCGUGGCUAUGUGCAUCACUAUGACAUCAAUAUACAGCCGGACAAGUGCCCGCGGAAGGUGAACCGUGAGAUUAUCGAGACCAUGGUGCAUGCCUACAGCAAGAUCUUCGGAGUGCUCAAGCCUGUGUUCGAUGGUCGCAACAAUCUGUACACCCGCGAUCCCCUGCCCAUUGGCAAUGAGCGUCUGGAGCUGGAGGUGACUCUACCCGGCGAGGGCAAGGAUCGAAUCUUUCGCGUGACGAUCAAGUGGCAGGCUCAGGUCUCGCUCUUCAAUUUGGAGGAAGCACUCGAAGGCCGCACCCGGCAGAUACCCUAUGAUGCCAUUUUGGCGCUCGAUGUGGUCAUGCGUCAUCUGCCCAGCAUGACGUACACGCCAGUGGGACGCAGCUUCUUCAGUUCCCCAGAGGGCUACUACCAUCCCCUGGGUGGUGGACGCGAGGUUUGGUUCGGUUUCCAUCAGAGCGUUAGGCCCUCGCAGUGGAAGAUGAUGCUCAAUAUCGAUGUCUCGGCCACCGCUUUCUAUAAGGCUCAACCAGUCAUUGACUUCAUGUGCGAGGUGUUGGACAUUCGCGACAUCAACGAGCAACGCAAACCGCUCACCGAUUCGCAGCGUGUCAAGUUCACCAAGGAGAUCAAGGGUCUCAAGAUCGAGAUCACCCACUGCGGCCAGAUGCGUCGCAAGUAUCGUGUGUGCAACGUUACUCGCCGCCCCGCUCAGAUGCAAUCAUUCCCACUGCAGCUGGAGAACGGACAGACCGUUGAGUGCACCGUGGCCAAGUACUUCCUGGACAAGUACCGCAUGAAGCUGCGCUACCCGCACUUGCCCUGCCUGCAGGUGGGUCAAGAGCACAAGCAUACUUACCUGCCUUUGGAGGUGUGUAACAUUGUCGCUGGACAGCGGUGCAUCAAGAAGCUGACCGAUAUGCAGACGUCGACCAUGAUCAAGGCCACGGCCCGUUCUGCACCGGAUCGCGAGCGUGAAAUCAACAAUUUGGUUAAGCGCGCCGACUUCAACAACGAUUCGUAUGUGCAGGAGUUUGGCCUGACCAUCUCCAAUUCGAUGAUGGAGGUACGUGGACGCGUAUUGCCGCCUCCAAAGCUUCAGUAUGGGGGACGUGUGUCCACCGGACUCACCGGCCAGCAGCUGUUCCCGCCACAGAACAAGGUGAGCUUGGCCUCGCCCAACCAGGGUGUAUGGGAUAUGCGCGGCAAGCAGUUCUUCACUGGCGUAGAGAUCCGCAUCUGGGCCAUCGCCUGUUUUGCCCCACAGCGCACGGUGCGCGAGGAUGCGCUGCGCAAUUUCACCCAGCAGCUGCAGAAGAUCUCAAACGAUGCCGGCAUGCCGAUCAUUGGGCAGCCGUGCUUCUGCAAGUACGCCACCGGGCCGGAUCAAGUGGAACCCAUGUUCCGUUACCUGAAGAUCACCUUCCCAGGCCUGCAGCUCGUCGUGGUGGUGCUACCCGGCAAGACACCGGUGUACGCCGAGGUGAAGCGUGUGGGUGACACCGUUUUGGGCAUGGCCACCCAGUGUGUGCAGGCGAAGAACGUGAACAAGACGUCGCCACAGACGCUCUCGAAUCUGUGUCUCAAGAUCAACGUCAAGUUGGGCGGCAUCAAUUCAAUUCUGGUGCCCUCGAUCCGGCCAAAGGUCUUCAAUGAGCCGGUCAUCUUUUUGGGUGCCGAUGUAACACACCCACCAGCUGGCGACAACAAGAAACCAUCGAUUGCCGCCGUCGUCGGCUCCAUGGAUGCUCAUCCAUCGCGCUAUGCCGCCACCGUUCGGGUACAGCAGCACCGACAGGAGAUCAUCCAGGAGCUGAGCAGCAUGGUGCGCGAACUGUUGAUCAUGUUCUACAAGUCGACGGGCGGCUACAAGCCCCACCGCAUCAUACUCUAUCGUGACGGAGUCUCCGAGGGACAGUUCCCACAUGUCCUGCAACACGAGUUGACCGCCAUCCGGGAGGCCUGCAUUAAGCUGGAGCCCGAGUACCGGCCGGGCAUCACGUUUAUUGUGGUGCAGAAGCGCCAUCACACACGACUCUUCUGCGCCGAAAAGAAGGAGCAGAGCGGCAAGUCGGGCAAUAUUCCCGCAGGCACCACCGUCGAUGUGGGCAUCACACAUCCCACCGAAUUCGAUUUCUAUCUGUGCAGCCAUCAGGGCAUCCAGGGCACCAGUCGCCCCUCGCACUACCACGUCCUGUGGGACGACAAUCACUUUGACUCGGACGAGCUGCAGUGCCUCACGUACCAGCUAUGCCACACGUACGUGCGCUGCACCCGAUCCGUCAGUAUACCGGCGCCAGCCUACUACGCCCAUCUGGUGGCCUUCCGUGCCAGAUAUCAUCUGGUGGAGAAGGAGCACGAUUCGGGCGAGGGAUCGCACCAGAGCGGCUGCUCAGAGGAUCGCACGCCAGGUGCCAUGGCCCGGGCCAUCACUGUGCACGCGGAUACCAAGAAGGUCAUGUACUUUGCCUAAAAAGUAUCGCCCCCCCCUAAACCAACACCAAAAAGCUAAAGAAUACAAAAUCAGUUUCGAAUUUCGAUUCGAAUAAGCAACUCCCCACUUCCCUUCCUCAGAUCAGAAAGCGGAUGAAAGCCAAGCAUAGUAGUUUAGAAUUAAGUUAUGUUUUACGUUGAGAGAGCGCGCGAUGGGAGGAAAACCAACCAGAAUACGAAGAUCUUGCAUGCAUUAGUAUAUAUAGUAUAUAUAGUAAGCAGAGGAAUGAAAAUCCCACAAAGACACACAAACACCAUCCACACACAAGAGCAGAUAGCCACACAGUGAGAAAUAAUAGGAAAUGAUAGCCAAUCGAAUGUCAGGCACAAGUUUGCGAAAUCGAAAUCGAAGAAAAACACACAAAAAGUCGAAAUGCGAAAGCGAAAUGUGAGAAUUCUCAAAAACAAGCGUAGCAAACAAAUUGAAUGCAAAUAGGAAAUCAACUAAAGGGAACAAAAACUACGACAGCAACACCAACCAACAACACCAGAAAACUAAAUAAAACAAAGCAGAAAAUUAAGAAAGUGAAAUCAAGUGAAAAGCGUCAUCAACACGAGAGAGAGACAAGUUUUGUAAUAGAAAUUACGAUUAAAUUGUACAAUAUAUUUUUACACGAUACGAAAUGAAGACAUGAUGAAUGAUAAUGAAUGAAUGCAUACAACCAAAGGUUUUUAGUAUACAAAAUGAACACGUUGCUGAUCGACUCACACAGCAAACACCACAAGAACACCAACCACUCGGAUUCUCUGUACUGUGAACGAAGACCACCACCAAAUUGCAAACAAAAACCACAAGCGACAUUAAAGCGACAGAAAGCGAAGCAUUGAAAGAGUGUAGACACAACUUAGCAUGUACGUGUACUAAUGAAAAUACUUCAAUAACUAGGGCGCUGACAAAACCGAGCAAGAACAUUUAAUAGUUUGUAAGUUGGGCUCUACCUAAAACAGAAGACAAAAAUCUAAAAACAAAAAACAAAAAAAAGAAUGCAGAUGAGUUAGGUGGGCGAUUGGGCGAGAACUGCAAUUUCAACAAGGGACAAACUUUUGGUCAAAACAAUAGCUAUACUUAUAGAGCAGAGCCUAAUUAUAUACAUACAUACAUACCUAAGCCUAGAACUAACAUUUAAAGUUUUUACGAAACGAAAACCAAGCGGAUGAAGGAAGUGUAACAAUGUAGAAUACUUAAAUUCAAAAGUGAAAAUAACACGGUAGCAGCAGAUUUGUUACGUUGGCAGUGCUGAUAUUUUAUGUUAGUCCUUAGUUUACCCUCUUGUAUGCACCACACAGUCAGACUACGAACUUCUCCCCUCGUCGAGUCCAAGGCAUAUCACUCAAUGUCCUCUUAUUUAUGUACCUCCUACACACUAAGCCUAACGAUAUUUAGUUGUACCUUAUAUAUAUAUUUUUUUAAAAACGAAUGCCUAACGAAAUUUCUGUUGAUUUCCUCAUGUUGAUCCUACGAAUUGGAAUAUUGGCUUCUUUCGCAGCUGCUUUUCGUUGUAAUUUCGUAUUAAUUAACUUUAGAUCAAAGUGGUGUACGGGUAAUAUAAACAAUGGUAACUCUUCUCCACCGUCCGCCGGAGGGAGGUGGUGGCAAUAACAUUUCAAUAUUUUACAAACUAGUUUUAGUUUCGCCAAAAUCAACAAGCAACAGCAAAAAAACAAACAAACAAACAAUAUCAAUAUCAAUAUGAAACGUAUGCUUAGUAAUUGUACUAUAUCGAGGACACAGUUCAAGUUAACAUUAUGAUGAGUUGUUAUUUAUGCGGUGCGGGCGACGACGAUCUCCUCCGACUUCCGACUCUCCCGGGCCAAACCUAAUUUAUAAUUGUGUACAUCCUUCACAGAACCUUUAAUUUAGAUUUAGUUUCCAAGUUCGCAAGCUGUUUUGCCAAUCGUACAUUAUGUGAGCAUUAUAAAAUACAUAAUAUAUAUAAAUCGAUAUGCUUAUAUUUAAUCAUUUAUUGCACUUACAAAUUAGUUGGUAAUCCUCAAAAAAUACAUGUAAAAGGAAAAAACAGAACGGAGGGAGCUCACAGUCCCUCAAAAUGUUGAAUCGAACAUUUAGAAAUCUCUUUCGAUUUGAAAUCAGUCAUAAAUCACUUGCGAGCUACUGCAUGAUUUCAAAUCACUUGAUGUUUCAGUGGUAGCACAAUUUGAUAUUGUCUUUUUAAAUUUGGCAUUCUGCCAGUUUUAUAUCUCUUGCUGAAAUUGUAAUUUUAAACCAGAGUUAACUUUUUAUGAAGCCUUUAGCUGCAAAAAUUGUUUCAAAUUCGACUAGUCCUUCCAACGAGGCUCAACAUAGCUGAUAUUAAUAGCUUAUUAAUUAAUUAAUAUUAAUUAGUACUGCGUUUAGAUGCGAUUAACAUUUUGUGGGGCUGUGCAAUCAAUGUGUGGGCGUAUUUGUUGACUUAUUCAUUUUCCAUUUAUUUAACGUUUUUCUAGUAACGUUUCUACACAAGGGAUUAAAAUUUUAAACUUAUUUCUUAAUGUUUACUUAAACCAACCC
Messenger RNA from Drosophila erecta, 6439 nucleotides. RefSeq names its product protein argonaute-2 (gene AGO1). The coding region runs from base 1058 to 3910 and encodes 950 amino acids. The record is from RefSeq and is a predicted model, not a curated record. NCBI's taxonomy places the organism in Eukaryota, Metazoa, Arthropoda, Insecta, Diptera, Drosophilidae. The transcript has 6 exons. Gene Ontology annotation, molecular function: protein binding; RNA binding.